Molecule: messenger RNA, 4885 nt
Organism: Eublepharis macularius
Lineage: Eukaryota; Metazoa; Chordata; Lepidosauria; Squamata; Eublepharidae
Product: kinesin-like protein KIF27
Exons: 18
Coding region: 171-4361 (1396 amino acids)
Biological process (GO): microtubule-based movement; mitotic spindle organization
Molecular function (GO): ATP binding; microtubule binding; microtubule motor activity
Source: RefSeq, a predicted model, not a curated record
GGGGAGCGAAGGCCGCGGCGGUCUGGGUGGGCCGCAGGCAGCGAAUCGAAGUGGGAGCCUGAGUGGAAUGCAUAUUCUUUCUUAACUACUGAAGACUGAAUAUUGUGACGAAAGAUCUGUGAAGCAACAUGUCAGAGUGAAGUUUUGAAUUCUAAACCAGGCAAGCUGCAAUGGAAGAAAUUCCAGUUAAAGUAGCAGUAAGAAUAAGACCUCUGCUUUCUAAGGAAAUCCUUCACAACCAUCAAGUGUGUGUGAGAUUAAUUCCCAAUACUCAGCAGAUUAUUAUUGGAAAGGACCGUGUUUUCACUUUUGAUUUUGUUUUUGGCAAACAUUCAACACAAGAUGAAGUAUAUACAACGUGCAUUAAGCCACUGGUGGCAUCUUUGAUAGAAGGAUAUAAUGCUACGGUUUUUGCCUACGGACAAACAGGCUCUGGAAAGACUUACACCAUUGGAGGAGGCCACAUUGCAUCUGUUGCAGAGGAAGAGAGGGGUAUCAUUCCACGUGCCAUCCAGGAAAUAUUUCAGAGUAUUUCAGAAAACCAUAAUAUUGACUUCAGUGUGAAAGUUUCUUAUAUAGAAGUCUACAAAGAAGAGCUCCGAGAUCUACUGGAGCUGGAGACAUCUAUGAAAGAUCUACACAUUAGAGAAGAUGAAAAGGGCAAUACAGUCCUCAUUGGGGCCAAAGACUGUCCUGUUGAAAGUGCGGGGGAAGUGAUGAGCCUCUUUGAGAUGGGGAAUGCUGCUCGUCACACAGGCAUGACCCAAAUGAACGAGCACUCCAGCCGCUCUCACGCUGUCUUCACAAUCAGCAUUGCUCAACAACAGCCCCCUGUCCAGAGCCAGAAGGAUGCGGAUUCUGCACAAUGCUCGUCUCGGAGUUCAGGCCAGCUGAUCGCUUCCAAAUUCCACUUUGUGGACCUGGCUGGAUCAGAGAGAGUAACGAAAACUGGGAACACGGGCGAACGGUUCAAAGAAUCGAUUCAGAUCAACAGCGGUUUACUGGCUCUGGGAAAUGUGAUAAGUGCUCUCGGAGACCCGAAGAGAAAAAGUGCGUAUAUCCCCUACAGGGACGCUAAAAUUACCCGGAUUCUAAAGGAUUCCUUAGGAGGCAAUGCCAAGACAGUCAUGAUAACUUGCAUCAGCCCCUCGUCUUCUGAUUUCGAUGAAUCACUAAACUCUAUCAAAUACGCCAACAGAGCCAAAAAUAUUAGAAAUAAACCAGUCGUCAACUACAACCCAGACUGGGACCGUAUUGAUGAGAUGGAGCUUGAAAUCAAGUUGCUCCGGGAAGCUUUGCAGAACCAGCAGGUCAGUGGACAAAUCCUAGGCAGUCAAGGGUCACAGGAUUUGUCACAGGACAGAAACAAAAUCCGUUCCCUUGAAGAACAGCUCGCUCAGCUCCAGGUGGAAAGUUUUAGCUACCGAAACUGCAUCCAGGAAGCCUACGCGUGCCUCGUUGACUUAAAUAAUAUUGCCAGCUUAACGAACAGCCAACAGGAAAGACUGCAAGAUUGGCUCUGCCUGGCUCGGGAACUAAGGCAAGAGGUGUCAACAGUUCCCCGAGUAAUCAGUGAGAGUGGAGGUGACCCAGAAGAGCCGUAUCAUAUCACCAUCCUUCAGCUGAAAAGGGAGCUGAAGAAAUGCCAGCAAGCAUUGGCCACAGAUCUGGAGAUGUUUGGAGAGAAGGAUCUUGAACUAAAAGAACUGCAAGAUCAAAUACAAAAACUGUUAAAGGAGAACCAAGAAUAUCUGGUAUCGCUCAAGGAGGCACAGGAAACUAGUAGGCUACAGAGUGAGAAGAUGGCGGUGCAACAGCUGAUCAUUGACCAACUGAACGGCAAGUUAGAGAAAAUGAACAGCAGUUCUGCUUCUGGAGGCGAUUGCGGAGAUGGGUUGGCUGCUGUGACGUCGGCCAAAAGGCCUUACAGUGUUCCGCUGACGAAAAGCCUUUUACAGUCCAUGAAUGCGCCAAUGAGGUUGGAUUCUCGGAAGGUACACACCAGCCCACCUACGUACUCCCUAAACAGAAUAAUGGCUGGAUUUCGAACCCGAAGCCAAAUAAUGUUGGAUCAUGUAGAAGAACAAGAUGAAGUUCUUCGUUUCUCCUUUUCUGAUCAUAGCGAUGAAGAUGAAAGAAGUGCCAAGAACAUACGACCACCCCCGUCUCGAAAGAGUUUGAACCGUACAUGGACACACAAACAAGCUUCCCAUCACUUUGUCUCUGAACCAAAAGAAACAUUGCACAGUUCCUCUUCGCAAGACAUUGCACAGAAUGAAACGGUUACAGGUGAAGACAUUGAAAAUAUCCGAAAGAGUCAGAUACUAAAUUUGCAGAAGUUAAAGAAUUCAGAGCUAAAACUUAUUGCUGCGAAGCAAAAAAUGAAUGAACUUACGCUUAAUAUCAGAAUGAAAGAAGAACUGAUUAAAGAACUGGUAAAAACAGGUAACGACGCCCAAUCUGUAACCAAGCAGUAUUCUCAGAAAAUGACACUACUGGAACAUGAAGCAGAGCAAGCAAAAAUGGAAUUAGCUGAAACACAAAAGCAGUUGCAGGAGCUAGAGAGCAAGGAGUUAAGAGACAUGGAAGAGAAAGCCAGGCUGCAGAAAGAAUUUAGGAAGAAGAUGGAUGCGGCAAAACUUAAAAUGCAGGAUUUACAGAGGAAACAGCAAGACACGAGGAACUUUGCAUCACUCUCCACCCAGAACGUGAAACGUGUAGCAGAACUGGAACAGAAUGUCAUUCACAUGAAAGAUCAACAAGCCGAACUUCAGAAAAGACUGCAUGAAGAGAGUGAAAAAAAGAAAUCCUUGGAGGCAGAAAUUCAACAGGGCCAGCAGCAGGUCAAGGAACUUCUGGAAAAGACGGAACAACAAGAAAAGAUUCUGAAACUAAAAGAGAAAGAAAUUGCUGCGUUUAAAAGGAAAAAUUCAUCUGAACUUCCACAGCAACUGCAGAAUUUAGAAGAGAAAAAGAAGUGGCUUGAUGAAGAGCUCGAGAAGAUUUUGCAGCAGCGUCAAGAGCUGGCUAAUCUGGAGGAGGAUUUAAAGAGAAGAGAAGCCAUCAUUUCCAAGAAGGAGCAGUUGAUACAAGAAAAGACCCACCUGGAAAUAAAGAAGCUGCGAUCCAGCCAGGCACUCAAUACAGACAGCUUGAAAUUAUCUACCAAUCUGAGCAAGUUGGAUCAGGAAUUAUGUGACAAAAAUAUACAACUUCAAAGCAGUACCAGUGAUGAGCACGGAAAGAUUUUGCAAGAAGUUCAGGUGCUGCAGAAGGAGAGAGAUCAGCUGCUAACAAGAAGAAACAGUGUGGAUGAGAAACUUAAAAAUGGCAGUGUGUUAUCCCCUGAAGAAGAGCACAUUCUGUUCCAGCUCGAAGAGGGAAUUGAUGCUUUGGAGGCAGCCAUUGCCUACAAGAAUGAAAGUAUCCAAAAUCACAAGAACUCGCUCAGAGACUCAUCUCAGAUCCUCUCACAGAGUGAGGCCAAUGUGAUGGGGAAAUUAGUUUCCUUGUCUGCUGUUGAGCUGCAAGCAAUUCUCUUAAAGUAUUUUAAUAAGGUUAUCAGCCUCCGAGAGAGUGAACGUAAAUUGCAGCUCCAAACUGAAGAACUAGGCAUGAGGGUAAUGGAACAAGAAAACAUAGUACGAGAGCUUGAAUCAGCACUUCAGCAUCUCAUGCUUCAAUGCGAUCGCCGUCUGACUGUCCAACAAAAAGAGUAUGAGCAAAAGAUGCAGUUAAUACUAGUUCAUUGCAAAGAGCAAGAUGGGGGAAGUAUUACAGAAUCCCUUAAAACAUAUGAAGCCAAAGUCCAGCAAUUAGAAAAAGACUUGUUCUUCUAUAAGAAAACGAGCAGAGAACUGAAGAAGAAAUUAAAGGAACUCCUUGGAGAAUCGAUGCUUCGCCCUCUGACACAAAGUAAUUCUUCUAAUGAUGGAAUACUGGACCAAGAAAGAGUAGGUGUCUCUUUGGAAGAACUUGUAAGUAUACCCAAGCCAUCUGGAAAACUGAAAGAAACAGACCACCCAUCAGGUGGUUUAGGAGCACAGCAGAAUUCACAUAGACUUGAUCAGGAUGGUGCAGAACUGGUAUCCAACGCAUCGUGUUCAUCCAAUAGUAACGAAGAGCAAGCAGGAAAAGUGCGGCAACUGGCAGAAUCUCACCCACAAGGAUGCUGUCAUUCUCGGACAAGAGAGACACUGGCACACCGUCAAGGAGUAACCCCAGUAAAAGUCCCCCGCAGAGAAUUGCGUCCUAUCUCUGCUUCUGAGCUUUUAUCAAGGCGCUCAGGCCUUACAGCUGCAAAAAAUUCUGUUGCUGAUGGUUCCUUUGAAGUGUCUAGAAAGCCUAAUGAUAAUAUGUAAUCAACUCAUUUUAGUAUUUUAAGAGCACUUACACUAUUUCCUUCCAAUUCAUUUCAGACAGCUAUGAUGUUUAUUUCUAGUCGUGCCUUAUGCCACAGACCAUUAUUUUAGAAUACUGCUUUGAUACCGUUGUGACUUAAAGGACUGAGAUCAAAGGCAUUUUCACCUUUGAGGAAUUCUGUUACAAAGUAUGUACUGCUUUUUUGGUACAAUUAGAAUGGAGUUUUAUUCUGUGUCCUUUUAAAUGCAUACUGUCUCAAAAAGCUGCUUUACUCAAUAGAUUUUCAUUCCCAUGGACAGACAUGACCAUUCCUCAGGGCAUGUUUCUGUGUCCAAAUAGCGUACAGACUGAACAACCAGCUAUGGCCAUAAGCACUUCAUGUGACUGAUUAGGCAGAGAUGAAAUUGCCAUUACAGUUACGGGAAGUGCUGUUGGCUUGAUCUGUUAAUACUCACUUUAGCUCAUUGUAGUUGUGAACAUGUAGCAUUGGCGUGUUCACGUGAAUAAAAACUGUAUUGUGUUA